UAAUCAUCAAGUGGGGCCACUUGGAUUGUCAAACAAAUGAUCACAGUUUGAAGAGUGCCUCCCAGUAGUAAUCUUGUGACCGCAGCUUACCGGCUAAAAGUUCUGCAGAAAUGGCAUCCCUCACCAGGAAAAUCAUCUCCACGGCUCUUGCUGGGAAAGUUAGCGCUCCGUACAGCCAAGCUAUCGUGGCUGACCGAACUGUCUACGUUUCGGGAUGUUUGGGCUUGGACAAGGAUACCUUGAAGCUCGUUCCUGGUGGGAUUGGACCAGAAACAGCCCAGGCCCUCACAAAUCUCCAGCAUGUACUGGCUGCAGCCAAUUCGGGCAUCGACAAGGUCGUUAAGGUCACUGUGUUUUUGGGAGACAUCGGCGACAUGCCAAAGUUCAACGAGGAGUACAAAAAAGUCUUCACACACGACUUUCCAGCUAGAUCGUGCUUUGCAGUAGCCAACUUACCGCUAAAUGGAAAGGUGGAGAUUGAAGCCAUCGCUCUCACUGGCGACGUGAAGACAAUCUCAACAUGACGCCAGAAGUCCAAUCUCUAGAAGCUGCCUUAAAAAAAUCUCUCGAUUUAUGCUUCGAUAAUAAAUGCCAUUUCCUGCUAAA
Lutzomyia longipalpis is the source of this 606-nucleotide messenger RNA. It is a transcript of the gene UK114, whose product is annotated as rutC family protein UK114. Gene Ontology annotation, molecular function: deaminase activity. The record is from RefSeq and is a predicted model, not a curated record. Gene Ontology annotation, cellular component: cytosol. Bases 111 to 524 code for a protein of 137 amino acids. NCBI's taxonomy places the organism in Eukaryota, Metazoa, Arthropoda, Insecta, Diptera, Psychodidae. The transcript is spliced from 3 exons.